Molecule: messenger RNA, 1680 nt
Organism: Trichomycterus rosablanca
Lineage: Eukaryota; Metazoa; Chordata; Actinopteri; Siluriformes; Trichomycteridae
Gene: plekhd1
Product: pleckstrin homology domain containing, family D (with coiled-coil domains) member 1
Exons: 14
Coding region: 134-1579 (481 amino acids)
Source: RefSeq, a predicted model, not a curated record
UUAGGUUUCAGUACCAGCUUACACCGCUAUUGACCUGCACAUCAUUCUGCCUCGUUGACUUAUUGGAAGUUGCUCUAAUUGACUGUCUGGCUGUGUAUGGCCUAAGCCCUUGUUAUUAUCCCACUGAAGCUCUAUGGAGCAGGCGGACUCGGACAUCUUGGACAUCAGCACUAAGGUGCAGCUGCAUGGAGUGCUCUGGAAAAGAUCCUUCGGACGACCCUCGGGCAAGUGGUCUCGAAGAUUCUUCAUCAUUAAAGACAGCUUCCUGCUCUACUAUGCUGAAAAUGAGAAAAGAAACUUUGAAGCUAACAAAUACUUCAACAUUCAUCCUAAGGGUGUUAUCCCUCUAGGUGGGUGUGUGGUUGUGCCAAAGGAACAGCAGGGCAUGCCUUUUGCCAUGGUUAUCAACCACGAGGAUUUUAACGGAUGCAUUGUGUUAGCAGCAGAGACGGAGUCUGAGCAGACCCAGUGGCUGGAGAUGCUGCAGGAGUCUGGAAAAGUCACAUGGAAGAACGCCCAACUGGGAGAGGCUAUGAUUGAGAGUCUGGAGGCUCAGGGACUGCAACUAGCUAAAGAGAAACAAGAGUACCUGGAUAAACUGAUGGAGGAGACUGAAGAACUGACCUUACAGAGAGAACAGACAGCGGAGCUGGAGCGGCUGAAUCAGGUGCUGGAAGAGGAGAAGCAGAAGUUUGAGGAGGUGCUGUUGGAGCUGAGAGCCGAGCAGGAGCAGAUUAAGCAGGAUCUGGAUGGGACAUCUCAGUCGCUGAAAGGAGUAGAAACUGAAAAAGAAGAGCUUCACAGUCUGACCAGUCGACUGCAGCAGUCUCUUGAGGAACUGUCUAAGGAGAAGCAACGCACUUUGGAUCUGCUCAAAGAGACGGAUGGGUUUGAGGUUGAUUUCUUGAAACCUGAGGAGCAGCUACAAAGUACCCUGCGAAAUAUUGAGGAGCACAUGAUGUCUCUGCUUUUAGAGAAGAAGCAGGCUGAGGAGAGGCUGAGGGAGAAUGAGCAGCGAGCUCGGAUGCUGCAGGAGGAGAGGGAGUUCUACUCGACUCAGGCUUGUGUUCUUCAGCAGUCUCUUACUCAGCUCACAGCUGACAAACAACAGGCUGAAUCUGAGCUCAAGGCUGAGAUGGAGUCUCGUGCAGAGUUGGAGUGCAGGCUGAAACUGGCGGAGGAGGCUCUGAAAGAUCUGGAACUGGGUCUGAACUGCAUCGAGCGCAGCCGAGAGCGAGAGGAGAAGAUGAAAGGAGAUGUCAGCCAUCUCCGCAAGUUCUUUGAGGAGUGUAUCUCUGCUGCAGAGAUUGAAGCUAAGCUUCCUGCCAUCAUGAAGAACGCUGUUUAUCUCCAUAAAGCCGCAACUCGCCGAAUUAACAGCUGUCGAAUCCAGAGACGUGCUUCCAGGCAACACUGGCUCAAACACUCCCAGUCAUUUGCUGGAGCACAUGGUGAUGCUCCAAGUGUGGAGAAUCUGAAAAAACCCACUCGAUGUCUGACCACUGACAGUUCCUCUAGACAGCGCAGCAAGGCUCACCAUGCAAUCAGCUGCCAAGACAAGGUGAAGUCAGAGGACUGAAGUGGGAUGGAUCAACAUUUUUUCAUAUUUGUUAUACCCAAAUGACAAAUGAUUGCUGUCCAGUGCUGACAAGGGCUGUCAAAAUAAAUGUCACUUUUUCA